Molecule: messenger RNA, 2925 nt
Organism: Microtus oregoni (creeping vole)
Lineage: Eukaryota; Metazoa; Chordata; Mammalia; Rodentia; Cricetidae
Gene: Fut9
Product: fucosyltransferase 9
Exons: 4
Coding region: 938-2017 (359 amino acids)
Cellular component (GO): membrane
Molecular function (GO): alpha-(1->3)-fucosyltransferase activity
Source: RefSeq, a predicted model, not a curated record
GGAAACAAACAGCAAUAGAGAACUCGACAGAUGCGCUUGAUGCAUGUACAGAAUCAUAGCUUGACCGAAAAGGAGAGUGGAGGAAGGCGACAGGCUGAGAGUCUGCAGCUGGGAGCUACAGCAAUGGAACCAGCGGCUAUGUGUGCGCACACAGGUGCCACAGGCCCGGCACCCAGAGCUCUGUCUCUGCAGCCUCUCUGCUCAGCACAAGAGGCAGCUUGCUGAACCUGCAGCCGCGGCAGAGCGUGGGUAUUUUCAGCCACAGACACCGGAGGAAGAGCCAAAGGAAAGGGCGCGAAGGGGGAAGCAUGGAGUGGCAGGGGAUUAGGGCAAAACCCACAGCCUCAUCUCGGAACUCCUCGGGUGAGAACCUGUACUCGGCUGCUUUGCUCCUCCCUUCCCUUCCCAACUCACGGUGAUCAUCUUCGUCUCCCCUCCGCAUCCCUGCCCCCCUCCCCUCCCGGCUUUCUUUGCUCUCCCUCCUUGCCGCGUGCCUGCUCCCCUCCCCCUCGCCUGGCUGCUCUGGGCAGCAGCAGCCUCAGCAGCCCCGGAGAUGGGCAGAGAGCGCGCGGGGCGCUGCAGCUCUAGAGCAGCCGCUCUCCCCGCCCCCGGUGCCCUGCGCCCCCGCCACCGCUCUCGCCGCCUGGCUGUCCCCCGACUCCAGCUCUGCUUCUAGGACAGCGCCGCCACCGCCACAAGCCCUCGUCCCGCCCGCGCUGCGCUACCCUCACGUGCCCUGGAUGGCGCUUUCCCUUGUCGGGAUGGAAUCGGAUUCCUGAUGCCAUGGCUUUGUGACCUGGUCCAGCACUUUCCCCACCCUACCCUGGAGGACAAAGAGGCAGAGGUUUAGGAUGUGACAAUUCAAGUAUCUGGUAACUCACUGGAGUAGCUCAACACCUGUCUCUGCUUCCCAUGCUCUUCUCUACAGUAAAAAAUUAUGACAUCAACAUCCAAAGGCAUUCUUCGUCCAUUUCUAAUCGUCUGCAUCAUUCUGGCCUGCUUUAUGGCGUGUCUGCUUAUUUACAUCAAGCCGACCAACAGCUGGGUCUUCAGUCCAAUGGAAUCUGCCAGUACUGUCCUGAAAAUGAAAAAUUUCUUCUCCACAAAAUCUGAUUAUUUUAACGAAACCACUAUUCUGGUUUGGGUGUGGCCCUUUGGGCAGACCUUUGACCUUACAUCGUGCCAAGCGAUGUUCAACAUCCACGGAUGCCAUCUCACGACAGACCGCUCACUGUACAACAAAUCCCACGCGGUCCUGAUACACCACAGAGACAUCAGCUGGGAUCUGACCAAUUUACCUCAGCAGGCGAGGCCACCCUUUCAGAAAUGGAUUUGGAUGAAUUUAGAGUCACCCACUCACACUCCCCAGAAGAGUGGGAUUGAGCACUUGUUCAACCUGACACUAACUUAUCGCCGUGAUUCUGAUAUCCAAGUGCCUUAUGGCUUCUUGACGGUGAGCACAAAUCCCUUUGUGUUUGAAGUGCCAAACAAAGAGAAACUGGUGUGCUGGGUUGUGAGUAACUGGAACCCUGAGCAUGCCAGGGUCAAGUAUUAUAACGAGCUCAGCAAGAGUAUUGAAAUCCAUACCUAUGGGCAAGCAUUUGGAGAAUACGUGAAUGACAAGAACUUGAUUCCCACUAUAUCUACUUGUAAAUUUUAUCUUUCUUUUGAAAAUUCAAUUCACAAAGAUUACAUCACAGAAAAGCUUUACAAUGCAUUUUUGGCUGGCUCAGUACCCGUUGUCCUGGGACCAUCUAGGGAAAACUAUGAGAAUUACAUUCCAGCUGAUUCGUUCAUUCAUGUGGAAGAUUAUAACUCUCCCAGUGAGCUGGCAAAAUAUCUAAAGGAAGUUGACAAAAACAAUAAGUUGUACCUUAGUUACUUUAACUGGAGGAAGGAUUUCACUGUCAACCUCCCACGAUUCUGGGAAUCACAUGCAUGCCUGGCUUGUGAUCAUGUAAAAAGGCAUCAAGAAUAUAAGUCCGUUGGUAAUUUAGAGAAAUGGUUUUGGAAUUAAAGUUUUAAUAAUUUUCACAUUUAGUGAAAUAUAUGAAUGUGACACCAUUCAACUUCUGAUGAUAAGAAGAGAAACACUUUGCUUUAAUGUCACAGAUUAUUUUUUCCACCCUCCAUUGAGUAACAUGUAUAUUUUGAUGGAAAUUUUUAAAAGCUCAGAAUAAGCGAUCACUCCCUUUGGUUUUAAAUUAUCCUGUAUAUAUGUGAUAAUGAGCACUGGAAAUAAUUUAUUCUUUCUUCUCAUUUGUAAAACAUUCUUUUGCACAUUUUAUAGUUGCCUGUAAAGUAAGGUUAUGAUUCAAUUGUUUCUACACCAACCCGAUCUAUAAUCUGUUUGGGAAAUGGAAAUGCAUACUCUAAAAUUUGAAAGAUUUUUACCAAGAAUUAUAAUGUCUAGAUUCUAGCUAGCAUAAUGUUAACAAAGAAGGAUUAGAGUAUCACUUAAUUUUUAACCUCUUCAACUUCAGAGUUGAACACUGUGUAUAACUGAUGUCAUUUUUACCUGUUUACCACAUUUGUGAAGAUGGACUUAUUCAUGUAGUAAAUAAGAAAGAUAUGAAGCAGAAAUGUUAUUAGACUUUACAUUCAUUUUCAUUAAGUUGUUUUGCAAAUGCAGACUCUCAAUAUCUUAAAAUAUCCAACAAUUUUGAGACAUACAAUUUAUGUGAUAUUUUUAAUGCCUAAAAACAGCUAGGAGAAGUUUUGGUUGUCCCCUUUCGAAUCCUUAACAUUGCCAUUUUUGCAAAAAUAAACAAUUUCCUCAUAAAACAAGUAAAAUGGUAUCUGCAAUACAGAUAAAAUGCAUAAAUUGUGCCAUUUAUAUAAUUUUAAUUACUUUGUUCAUUUGAAAUAGCUUCCAAAGCAUCAAUAUUUACAAGUUUUAUUUUUCCAUAUUUUGUAAUAAAUGCA